CUUCCGCAAAGCCAUCAUCCAUACCAGAACUCGCCCUCGAUAGCAUCGCCGCUCCCUCACCUUUCAAAGGCCAUGAUCAUCUCAUCGGCUACCACUACCACAGCUCGCCGGUCACUGGCAUCUGCUUCCAGACUGGGCGCCCUCGCUGGUCCAUCUCGCAGCCUCGCCACGCCUGUCUCGUCUUCUUCUUCUGCACUCGCCGGAGGAUCAGGAUCUUCCCAACACCGUGUCCUUAUCGUCGGCGGAGGCGCAGCAGGACAGGCCGUGUCCCAUCAGUUGGCACGCACAGGAGCAUUCCCAGAGCACGAAGAUAUUGCCAUCAUCGACCCGAAGUCUACCCAUGACUACCAGCCGGGAUGGACUCUCGUCGGUGCAGGUCUGAAGACAAAGGAGGAGCUCAGGAGGAAUAUGGGCGACCUCGCCGGCAAUGGCGAUGGUCUCAAGCUAUACCAGGACUCUGUUGAGAGCUUUGACCCUGAGAACAACUCGAUCAAGACUCGCGAUGGGCGCACCAUCUCCUACGAGCACCUCGUCGUUGUGCCCGGCCUGGCACACUUCCCCGAGCGUAUCUCCGGUCUGCCUGAGGCCCUCGCCGAUCCUGCCUCCAAGGUUGGGUCCAUCUACGACUACGACUCCUGCGACAGGGUGUGGGAGUACAUUCAGGACCACAAGUCCGGCCCAGCUAUCUUCACUCAGCCUCCUCAGCCUCACAAAUGCGCCGGCGCACCUCAGAAGAUCAUGUGGCUUGCCUGGAACCACUGGAAGGACCAAGGAGUGAGAGACAGCAUUCCAAUUUCCUUUGCUACCGCACUCCCUGCCAUGUUCUCCGUACCCAAGUACAGUGCCGUCUUGGAUGAUCUGAGAAAGGAGAGGGAUGUGGAAGGUCUCUUCGGCCACAAUCUCACCUCCAUCGAGGGCUCCACGGCCACCUUCACCACUACUUCUGGCGAAAAGGUGACACGGCCCUUCAACUUCCUCCACGCCACGCCUCCUCAGGGUCCCCGCGCCUUUGUCAAGGACUCGCCCUUGGCAGACGCUACGAGUGGCUUUGUCUCCGUGGAUCAGUCUACUACUCAGCACACAAAGUACCCCAACGUGUGGUCCAUCGGCGACUCCUCUUCCCUCCCCACAUCCAAGACAGCUGCCGCCAUCACCGCGCAAGCUCCGGUCCUUGUGGCCAACCUGAUCCGCUCUGCGCUCAACAUCAAGGACGGCGAGGCGGCAUCGUACGACGGGUACACGUCCUGCCCUCUCCUGACAGAGUACGGCAAGGUCCUCCUCGCCGAGUUCAAGUACGGCGCCCAGGUCAAGGAGACGUUUGGCCAGCUCUUUGGUUUUGAUCAGGGAAAACCCUCGCGCGCAUUCUACCAUCUGAAGAAGGACUUCUUCCCUUGGGUGUACUACAACUCCAUGGUCAAGGGUACCUGGGCCGGUCCUAAGGGCUUCAGCAUGGGUGGUGGACUAGGAGCUGUCGCGCCUAAGCCCACUGCUCGCUCCUUCAGCAGCAGCGCCUUCUCCUCUAGCUCUCACUCCGGCUCGCGCCGAGCCUUCUCUACCACUCCGCGCCAGCAAAGGGACACGCCGGUGCGUCGCGCCCGCGACCCUCUUGACAAGGACCCAACCGCAAUGCGCUACCCCCUCCCCAGCGGCGAGACGCUCAUCGUGCGGCGUGCACCCGCUACUGGAUCCUCACCAGGUGGGAACCUGCUGCAACCUGCCCUACACGAGGUCGCAUCCGCAAGCGCUCAAGGCAGCGGGAGUGUCCUCCCCCCACCCCUCUCCCCACGCUCCUCCCACCCUCUUCGCAAAUCCCAACUCUCCCCGCAGCAAAUCUCCCAAAUCCAAUCUCUACGCUCCUCUUCCCCCCUGUCAAACACCCCUCGCAAGCUCGCACGCCAAUUUGGUUGCUCGGAACUCUUUGUAAGGAUCGUCGCACCGGUGGAUCGGGUGACGAAGCAGUUUAGGGAGAAUCAGGAGCAGGUGAGGCGGCAGGGAGAAGGGGUGGAGAGGGCAGUUGUGAGGGCGGAGAGGAGGGCCAGGCGGGAGCUGUGGUGAUCUUGUGGUGCGGGGGCAGUGAGAGCCAAAGAGAAAGGAAGAGAAGAAAGCAGGCUAGGGCGAGGCAAUGCAAUUCAAUUCAACAUCGUAGACUACUUUCAUCAUCAUCUCAUCUCAUCUUCCAGC
Messenger RNA from Microstroma glucosiphilum, 2181 nucleotides. Its product is annotated as FAD/NAD(P)-binding domain-containing protein. The transcript has a single exon. NCBI's taxonomy places the organism in Eukaryota, Fungi, Basidiomycota, Exobasidiomycetes, Microstromatales, Microstromataceae. Gene Ontology annotation, cellular component: mitochondrion. The record is from RefSeq and is a predicted model, not a curated record. The coding region runs from base 73 to 2055 and encodes 660 amino acids. Gene Ontology annotation, molecular function: sulfide:quinone oxidoreductase activity; FAD binding.